AUGGAUGAGGGACGUAGAAGGAAGGAGACCCGUACGCAGAUCGUGAGGGCGAGAUUUUGCCGGCGUCUCAGCUGGGUGGCUCCGGCGAGCUGCACACUGCGUCAACCAGCUAGUCAACCGGCUAGUGGCAGACCGAGAAAAGAUGGCUGUAUGGGAAAAGAAAAGGACAGUGCAAGGCGAGCUAAGUAUAGAUUGGCGGCAGCCCUAGAGAGACGCGAACGAUCUCCUCAAGGGAAUGCACGGCAUUUGCAAAAAAUUAAAAAAAAAAAGAAAGAAAGAAUCAUUGCCCAUCAUGACGGUGUUGGCUCCGUAAAUACGGUUAUCAAACAACCACCACCAGCAGGGAAAGACAAGAAUAGGAACAAGCCGAGUCGUGGGGGAAGGAGAAAGGAUAAAAAGGGCCUGGCAGACAGGCCCUUACUGGCUGCUGAUGACACCGGCGAGUCGAACCCGAAAGCCGAUAACCCAAGGCAUCGACUCUGGAUGAAGAUGUUUGGUCGAGAUGAACCUAAAGGCGUCGACAUAUGGUUGAUGCCUGUUGCCCUGUCUGGGUUUCCAAUUGACACUUGUGAUCCGCUGAGAAAUCCCCAAAAACUAGGAAGUAGUUAUCUCACUAGUCAAAAAGUGAAAACACACGAUGAAACAACCGUCCGAGGUGCGGAGGUGCCCGGUCAGCUACGACUGGCUGGUAUUGAGGGAGCCAGCCAGGAAUAUCACAAGGAGAUGGUUAUAGUUAGGGUGCAUCAACAGAGCACUGGCUGCCGUGCGCCGCCCGAGGACUCGGAUCGAAAACAGAUCCAAGAGAAGGCCGCCAUUUUGCAACUUUGA
Nannizzia gypsea CBS 118893 is the source of this 828-nucleotide messenger RNA. RefSeq lists its product as hypothetical. NCBI's taxonomy places the organism in Eukaryota, Fungi, Ascomycota, Eurotiomycetes, Onygenales, Arthrodermataceae. Bases 1 to 828 code for a protein of 275 amino acids. The transcript has 5 exons. The record is from RefSeq and is a predicted model, not a curated record.